AUGCUUUUUCCAGCCGGAGACGAACGUUUUGGGGGUAGUGUGUGCGGGAGGGGGGGCGCGGUGCAUCCAAUAAGAAUUUUUCCACUCAGGCCCUCCGCUGCCCAGACGCGGCAGACUCCCAGAGCGGCUCACCCACUCAUCGAAGCGGAUUCUGGGCGGUUUCGGGCUGACCCACGCUGUCAGGGAGCGGACUCCAUUCCGGGGCGCAUUGUUAGGAGAAGGGGCCCCUCGGGGCGGCGCGCUUGGACCCUGGGCUCCCGGUGCCCGCAGAGGGCGGAGAUCCGCGGUGCCCUAGGCCACCUAUCCGCAUCUUUCGAGCCAAACCCCCGGCGCUUGCCCGGACCCGACGGCCCAAGCACUGACUCCCAGGCAAGAGUCGCCCUUCCUGGUCCCCAAGGAACUGACACUACGGCGGACGUUCCCUCUACGACAGUCAGCAGGUCCCAGGAGCGCAGCACGCAACAGCGCAGCGCAGACCCAGAAUUUUCCCGGGGUGAGACCCGGAGGCCCGCGCUCUGGACCGUCCUCCCUACCCAGCCUGGAGGCUGGCGUUCCCCGGCCCACCCGGAGACCUCCCUCCCUCCCUCCUGGGUCGCCGCGCGCCCCAGUUGGAGCAGCCUCGGGGGCUGGGCUCUUUCGGCCGGACUCCCUUCUCCCGGACAUCCAAAGCAGGUUACCUUGUCCACGCUCUCCAGACCACGCUUUGGACUUGCUCACUUUUAUUUAAGAGUCCGACGGGGGAAAGAGGGGAAAAAAAAAAUCCAGAGGAGAUCCAAGUCAACUGGAAGAAAAAAUUUCAAAAGGGUGUCCACAGAGGCGGAAAAAGCCCAGGCUCUACCGACCUUCAAACUACAACAGAGCUUUCAGGAGAAUGCGGAGUGACUGCUUCCCACCCGGACCUCACCAGCAACCCGCACACCCCAGUCACAUUGCUCCUCUUUCAGGCAGAACGGACUCCAACUGCACCACCAGGAGGCCCCCUUCCUGGUGCUGGGCAGUUGCAGAGGCUGUUCAUGGCAUUCCACAGGUGGCGACUGCCCCCCACCCUCCUCCUAGCACUUUAGAGGGUACCUCUGUGACAGACACUAUGGCUAGGUUUCUCUUUCCAACUUCUGUUGGUCUGGCAAGCGACAGAACAUCCUUAUACUGUCCCCCAAUUCCUUUCAGCACCAGCUGCCUCCCCCAUUGGAAGUGUUCAAUAUGGAACUAGAUUAAAAGGAAGACUUACCCCUUAGUUUU
Messenger RNA from Piliocolobus tephrosceles (Ugandan red Colobus), 1239 nucleotides. RefSeq lists its product as uncharacterized. The transcript has 3 exons. Lineage: Eukaryota; Metazoa; Chordata; Mammalia; Primates; Cercopithecidae. The record is from RefSeq and is a predicted model, not a curated record. Bases 1 to 882 code for a protein of 293 amino acids.